AUGCCCGGACUGGGACCUGCUCCUGGGCUGUUUCUCAAAGGCAGAGCUGCGUUCGCUGUGUUCGGUUCCCUGCAGACUUCCACCCGGGCCUCGCUAGUCCGCUUCACCCGCGCUAUGGCCACCAGACCCGGGGCUGAUGGGGUGGGGGUGGAGGGGAGACCGCCACAGAAGAGGCUGAAGCAGAAGGAGCCGCUGCGCAGAACCAAAGCCAAAGAGACGCGUCUCAAACGGGGGGACGUGCACGGACCAUCCACGGUCUAUGUGCAGGUCCUGGGCUCCGGGAGCAGAGACAACGCUGCGUCUCUCUACGUGUUCUCAGAGUUUAACAGGUACCUGUUUAACUGCGGUGAGGGGACGCAGCGCCUGAUGCAGGAGCACAAGUUAAAAGCCGCUCGACUCGACAACAUCUUCCUCACGCGACUGAACUGGGACAAUGUGGGCGGACUCUCAGGGAUGAUCCUGACGCUGAAGGACACCGGAGUCCCUGAGUGCGUUCUCUCUGGACCUCCACAACUGGAAAACUUUGUGAGUGCCAUCAAGUCUUUCUCUGGACCUCUGGACGAGAUCCGGCUCUCUGUGCGUCCUUACACAGAGGAGACCUACAGUGACGAGACCAUGACGGUGACACAGGUGCCAAUAUUCGCUCGACCGAAGACACCCACUAACACAUCACAGGACUCCAGCUGUGACCCACCUGGUGAGGACCAGCCCGGUCCAGACCCCUCUCUGGUCGUGGCCUUCAUCUGUAAACUUCAUCCAAAGAAGGGGAACUUCCUGGUACCAGAGGCCAAAGAGCUGGGUCUGCCUGUAGGCACCGCAGCCAUCGGACCUCUGAUCAAAGCUCUGAAGGAGGGGCGAGCCGUGGAGUUUGAGGGGAGACAGAUCCGACCGGACCAGGUGUGCACUCCCACAGACCCUGGUCCUGUGUUCCUGGUUGUAGAGUGUCCGACUGAGGACUUCAUCCCACAUGUCUGCACCAACCAGCAGCUUAGCAGACUGACUCAGGGUGAGGACCCGGCUGCUCUGGUGGUCCAUAUAGUUCCUGAGUCGGUUCUGGGCUCGAAGCAAUACCAGCAAUGGAUGGAGGCGUUCCCCUCCUCGACAGAGCACCUGGUCCUGAAUGAGAACUCUCCCUCAGUUCACAAUGUUCGCAGCCACAAACUGCAGACUCAGCUCCACAUGGUCCAGCCGCAGGUGUUUCCUCUGCUGCACAUGGUCCAGGCUCAAGAGCCUCAGUCCGCGCUCCACGUCCCUCACGUCAGAGCAGAGUGUUUGCUGAAGUUCCAGCUCAGACCAGUGAUGGGCUGGGACAGAGACUCGAUCCCCUGCUGUGACCAGGAGGAGUUUGUGCGAGAGGCUUCAGGGCUGCCACUGUUUCUGCAGGAGACGGAAAGAUGCCGGAAACUGUGGACUGAAGGAGACACAGACCCAGGCUCCAGUCCGUAUCCAGAGGUGGUGUUUUUAGGCACUGGUUCAGCUCUGCCCAUGAAGACCAGGAACGUCAGCGGCACUCUGCUCAACAUCAGCUCGUCUCAGUCUCUGCUCCUUGACUGUGGUGAGGGCUCUUUCGGUCAGCUCUGCCGUCACUAUGGAGACCAGGUGGACCAGGCCCUGUGCACCAUCAACUGUGUGUUCAUCUCACACAUGCAUGCAGACCAUCACACGGGUCUUCUCAGACUGCUGUACCAGAGACAGAGGGCACUGGAGUCUCUGGGGAAAGACUUCAGUCCUGUGUUUCUGGUAGGACCGACCCACAUGGUGUCAUGGCUGCGUCAGUACCAUGAGUCCUGUCAGGAGAUCCUGCACCACAUCAACUUCAUCCCCAACAAAAGCCUGUGUGCGGGUGCAGAGGGGACCAGACCCAGAACCAAGACCAUCCAGACUCUGCUGCAGAGGACCGGCCUGGACCAGUUUGAGACGUGUUUUGUGCGUCACUGUAGGCACGCCUUCGCCUGUGCUCUCACACAUCGCUCUGGGUGGAAACUGACCUUCUCUGGAGACACCAUGCCCUGUGAGGCCCUGGUUACCAUAGGACGAGACUCUACGCUGCUGAUCCACGAGGCGACUCUAGAGGACGCUCUGGAGGCCGAGGCACUGGAGAAAAAACACAGCACCACCUCUCAGGCCAUCUCUGUGGGGAUGCAGAUGGAGGCCGGCUUCAUCCUCCUCAAUCACUUCAGUCAGAGAUACGCCAAGAUCCCCCUGUUCAACUCCCACUGCGACAGAGUGGGGAUCUCCUUCGACCAUAUGAGGGUUCGUUUCAAAGACCUGAAGCUGCUUCCUGUCCUCACUCCGGCUCUGAAGGCUCUGUUUGCAGAAGACCUGAGUGAGCUGGAGGAAGAGCGAGACCGAAGAGAGCUGAGAAACCUCCACAAACCAUCAAAGACAGAGGAGAGGGAGACCAGAGAGCUGAGAAACCACCACAAACCAGUAGAGACCAAGGAGACAGAACCCCCGGAGCUGCAGUCCCAAGAGCCUCCUGCAGGGGUCAAACGUGAGGCAGAGGGCGGAGCCUCAGACCCACACAGCAAGAGACUGAAGUCCAGCUGA
Molecule: messenger RNA, 2550 nt
Organism: Knipowitschia caucasica
Lineage: Eukaryota; Metazoa; Chordata; Actinopteri; Gobiiformes; Gobiidae
Source: the annotation of a GenBank genome assembly